AUGUGGGCAUGCAAGAAGCUAAAGUUUGAUUUAGCCAGUGCGGGGAAAGUCCAGAAGCUGCAAUUGAAUCAGUUGGUCGAAUGGCGAAGGGAUGCCUAUGAAAAUGCUAAGAUAUACAAGGAAAAAACAAAGAAAUGGCAUGAUAACCGCAUAAACGACCGCACAUUCACCGAAGGUCAGCAGACGGGAGCAGCAUUUAGAUGGGAGCAGCACAUUCAAAGUCAAUGGUCAGCAGAUCAAGCAGGAUUAAACUGCUUGCAGGGAAAGCAGUUGUGUGGGGAAAAAAGAACUGAACCAACCAAGGUUUGUUGGCGAAGAUUGGUUUGCUCAACGAACGCUUCAUCGGCAUUAUUUCCCGGCUUCAAAGGUUCACGAUCUGAAGGCCGUCCCCACCCCCCGCCGCCCCCCUCAAACAAUGGAGCGCUUCAAAGGUUCAUCAAGUGCGUCACCGUUGGAGACGGAGCUGUUGGCAAAACUUGUCUCCUUAUCUCCUACACCAGCAACACCUUCCCCACUGAUUAUGUGCCUACAGUUUUCGACAAUUUCAGUGCAAAUGUGGUUGUGAAUGGGAGCACUGUUAACCUAGGGUUGUGGGAUACAGCUGGACAGGAGGAUUAUAACCGACUAAGGCCUUUGAGUUAUCGUGGGGCAGAUGUUUUUAUAUUGGCAUUCUCUCUCAUUAGCAAGGCCAGCUAUGAAAAUGUUUCUAAAAAGUGGAUUCCAGAGUUGAAGCAUUAUGCACCAGGAGUACCUAUUGUUUUGGUUGGAACUAAGCUUGAUCUUCGAUAUGAUAAGCAGUUCUUCAUUGACCAUCCUGGCGCAGUUCCUAUUUCAACAGCUCAGGGAGAGGAGCUUAGAAAGCUGAUAGGGGCUCCUGCAUACAUCGAGUGCAGUUCAAAAACUCAGCAGAAUGUGAAGGGAGUUUUUGAUGCAGCUAUUAGGGUUGUACUUCAACCUCCAAAGCAGAAGAAAAAGAAGAGCAAAGCUCAGAAAGCAUGCUCGAUAUUAUGAGCAAAAUUCUAGUUGUGAAAACAUGACAUCACCCUUUGUCUGCCUGUAUUCUCUCAUCCUUUUUUUUUCUUUCUUUCUUUUUGAUUCUGUAGUGGCCUAAAAGUCUGAUUUAUUUUUCUGUCCCGCAUUACUCGCAAUCUCUGUGAAGCAUCAACGGGUAGUUUGUUACUGCUAUCCAGGAAACGACGUGGUAUCGAAUUAAAAAGACAACAUGUUCCUGACCUUUAUUAGCCUUUGGUUUUAAUUAUGUACUAAUAGAGAUCUGGAUACUGGAACGUGACACCGGUUAGGAAGAAGCAAUCUGUUUGGAAAAAAGGGCAAUUGGAGUUUGUAUGAUGUGCUUGAAAAGUGUAUGUAUGGAGGGAAGAAGGGGAAGGAUUUGUAAUGCAAGUGUGUGCUUCAGAGAGAAACAUUGGUGGAUUCUUUUAUUUAUAAAUUUGCAUUCUGACUUGACAUUAGUGGUUUUUUUUUUGUAGCAUAGAGCCAUAAAUAGGUUCUUUGGAGUUGUUUUCUACUUCAAAUGAAGCUCCCAAGCUUGAGUUGCUUGAGUUUUUU
This is a messenger RNA of Benincasa hispida (wax gourd), 1566 nucleotides long. Lineage: Eukaryota; Viridiplantae; Streptophyta; Magnoliopsida; Cucurbitales; Cucurbitaceae. The record is from RefSeq and is a predicted model, not a curated record.